This is a messenger RNA of Letharia lupina, 2571 nucleotides long. RefSeq lists its product as uncharacterized. NCBI's taxonomy places the organism in Eukaryota, Fungi, Ascomycota, Lecanoromycetes, Lecanorales, Parmeliaceae. The record is from RefSeq and is a predicted model, not a curated record. The transcript is spliced from 2 exons. Bases 1 to 2571 code for a protein of 856 amino acids.
AUGGACUCUUCAGAUCAAGACCAUUUUGAUAAAGCUAGACUCCUAUCUCACAUUACCUGCGGCUCCUAUAACGCCGUGUUCAAGAUAUUGUUUGCUGACGGGACUCUCUGGGUUCUUAAAAUCCCGGCAAAUGGGCACCGACAGUGUUGGAAUGCACCUGCGAGUGAGGCAUUGACCUCUGAGGCAUUCACAAUGCGUCUGAUUAGACGUGGAACAACAAUCCCGGUUCCAGAAGUCUUUGCUUUUGACGCCUCUCUCGAGAAUGAGCUGGGAUGCCCAUUCAUACUCAUGGAGCAUGUUCAUGGGAAACUUUUGCAAGAUGUGUGGUCUGAUCAGGAGAUAUCUCAUGCCAAGCGAGAGCAAAUCCGCAUAAGAUCUCUACAUGGCAUCGCUGAAGCGAUGGCGCAACUCAACUCCUUGGCUUUCAGUCAGGGUGGCUCGCUUGUUUUCGAUGCCAAAGGGGAUGUUGCAGGCAUUGGUAGUUCGAACAUAGUCGAUCUCGAGGCACAGUAUGCAAACAUGCGCUCGGCGGACUAUGACAAUACCAUGGCCUUCCGCCAAAAUGGACCAUUCAAAGAUCCAAAAGCUUACUUGCUGUCUUUUCUUGAUGCUCGCAAGGAAAAAGGCGAGCGCGGCAUAGUCGAACAAGGCGCUUAUAAGCUACUGCGCCUUUUGAUUGAGUGGAGCCUAAUGGAUGCAAGCACCGUGGAGGAGAAGAAGCCGUUCGUUCUGGCUCAUCCCGAUCUUGACAGUCAGAACAUUCUCGUCAAUGACGAUGGUUCCCUUGCUGGUAUCAUUGACUGGGACUGGAUUGCCGCUGUACCCCAUUCUAUUGGACCUCAAUCACUCCCGAAGUUUCUGAUACAAGAUUACGAUCCGGGAAAUUAUGCUUUUGAUGUGGAAGCUGGCGAACCCAUGGAAGGCUGUGUUGCCGAUUCACCAGCAGAACUCGCCUCUUACCGCGCGAUAUACGCACAAUUCAUGGAGUCACAUCUUUCAAAUAAUGAUCGGAUGAACCUGGCUAAGAGCCGUCGGCACGCUGCGCGCGUUCGAAAGUCACGCAAGGAAGCGGCUGACAUAACACGAAGAUCUCUAAUCACUACUACUCUGCAUCUUGCGGCAAGAGCACCGUCUGAGAUGCAGAAACUGAUGGUGCACUUGUUCGAUGAGAUCGUAGAGAUCACGGCUGCGCAGUGGCAAGAAGAGUCCUCGACCGCAGAUUCUGGAGAACAAGACGGUAGUGAAGGUGGCAACAAAGAUGGAGACACCGAGGCGAGCGAUGUGGACAACAGUGAUGGUGUGGGGAAGGAAUUAUGCGUUCACAAUGCUAGAUCCGAAGGGAAGGCAGUCGAUAUCAAGCACCUAUCAAUAGACGAGUUGAUGGACGAGAUAGAGAAGCUUAUGGAUAUGUCAUCGGCCGGCAAUCCAAAUCUUGACUCUACAGAAGAUUCGGCACACCUUCAAGAUACCUCCCCAGUUGGGGAAAAUGCACCAGAGCCCGGAAUUGAGUUUCAAGGGAUGUGCAGAGUGGAGUAUGCGAAGGAAGCUCCUAGCCCUAGAGCGGCUCGCGUUUGUGGAUGGCUCAAGGAGAAGCUGCAGCGAGGAGCAAAGAGCCCUCACAAGAAGACUAGAAAGGAGGAUCUUGUCACCUGUACAGCAUUGCCCCCAAGCUCUGGGCCUGCUAGAGCUGCCCGAAUGUUCUGCGGCUGGACUGAGAAGAAGUUGCGGCGACUGUCUCACUGCUUGCACUGCGACGACGACGAUAACGAUCAGGACAAAAUCGGAUCUAAGAUUGAGGCGGUGCAAAACGGGGGGAUCGAUGUUCUGAAACGGUUACAGACAAAACUCAAGCAAUUGAGACAGAAGUUGCAUCGCAAGGGGAACAACAACUCCACGGGCUCUGAAGGCGGCGAAGAGGAAGCUUCGCGGAGAAAACAGGUCACAAGCGUAUCCAAAGAGCUCACAACAGCUGAAAAGCGAACCGUCUGUGAAAAGUUUUCUCACGUGGUACGAGAUAACAAGCUUUGCCUGACGGUGGACCAACAAGUUGCCGUUGCCCAGUGGAUCAUUCAGAUGCUACAGAGCCCAGAUUUUUCAGACCUGAGCCUGGGUCCUACACAUGGCCCUGCAGAUGGGAUGGCGGAACGCCACGAAGGGGGUGAGCAUGGUGGAGAUUUCGAUUUAGGAAAUGACUCUGGAUAUGAAGAAGGCGAUGAAGAUGGAGGAGGAAGUGGUACUGAUGGUCAAGGUGGAGACGAAGGUAUUGGAAGACUUGGGCUUCAGGAUGGUGAAGAGAACAAUAUUGUGCCUAUAGAUCAAGCCUGUAGGUCGCUGUCAGGUGAGAGCGAUCAUCUUGCGACAGAAACUGCAGAGACGAACUUCGACGAGGAGGAAUCAAGCGAAGUAUCACAAGCCGCGGGUAGUCCAAAGCCGGACAACUCCGAGCAAGUGGACACUGGAUCUUUUGAUCUUUUGGAUGUCUGCAUCGCCCUUGCGAAGGAUGGUCUUGACGAGCCACGCAUGCAGCGACUCAGAGACGGCUUCUUCGGACUGCUGAACCAAACAUUGUGA